AGCAGAUGAAUGGGAACACUGCACAAAAUCCUGUGGGAGUUCUGGAUACCAACUCCGCACUGUUCGCUGUGUAGAAAUGACCAAUGGAAGGAACCGGUCAGUGCACAGUAAGUACUGCACUGGAGAGCGCCUGGAAAACCGUCGAGCUUGUAAUCGAAAACCUUGCCCGGCACAAUGGAAGACGGGACCCUGGUUAGAGUGUUCUGUUACGUGUGGGGAAGGAAUUGAACAAAGGCAGGUCAGAUGUCGUCCAAAUGACCAAUGUGAUGGUGAGAAACCAGAAGCUACAAGAGUCUGCAAACGUCCCCCUUGUGGUGAUGAGCCUUGCCUGCGAGAUAAGUCUAUAUUCUGCCAGAUGGAAGUGCUAGCUCGCUAUUGCUCCAUUCCAGGUUAUAACAAACUCUGCUGUGAAUCCUGUAGCAAGCGCAGUAGCACCCUGCCUCCUCCCUUCCUCCCUGGUGCUGCUGAAAGAAACGAUGAAAUGGCAGAAGCUGACCACAACAUGACACCAACUCAUCCUCCUGACUCCACUUCCAGGACCAGAAGUUCGCAAAGCAGCAGGUUAGCCAGAGAAAAGAAUACCAAGCCCAGUGCAGUCACUCCAGGACGUGGCAAAACAAAAGGAAUAAAUUCCUCCCAGAAAAAGAUGCCUGCAGCUGGUAGGCCUCACAGAUUGGUGGCUUCACAGUAUCAGCCUCAUUUAAUUCAAGACAAUCCCAUUGCAACCAGCAACAGCUCCACAGCCAGCCAUGCAUCAGUUGGAGUGGCAGAGGCAUCAGAAAGACAUGCUGCAUUACAAUCUCCUGAGGCAGAGACAUGAAGUAGGAUUCUUAUAUCAGAUACAUCUGAGGAAAAAAGCAACCAUUCAAAAAGAAUCAGUUGUAGACAUCACGGUGCAUGUAUGAUUUGAAAAUGACUUUCUGCAUUUUCACUGAACCUAAACUGUCAAUUUUUUCUUGAAAAGGAACACGUUCAAGUCGUAAAGUGCUGGCACUUUGCUCUAUUGGCCAAAUCCAAUUUCUUUUGGGAUCAUUUAAACAAAGACCAAAGAUUUUUCCAAUGAAGAGGGGAUAUCCAGGUUUUCUGGUGUUGCCUUUGUAAAGGAUUAUGACUACAUUUUACAUAUCAUCUGAUGUUAAAAAAAUCAAAGUAAGAAAUCAAAUUGCGAUGCUCAAUUUCUUUGAGUUUACAGUGUUGAGUUGGUACAAAUAGUAUUCCGUCAAGUGUCAGUGAAUUAGAUAUUAUUUAAGGCAUUUGCAGCUGUUCUGUAAAUACUGUAUAUGUAAGUCAGUAUUAUAUUUUAAUAUACAAGUUGUUUUGUGAGAUAUUGUUUACCAAUGUUACAUAACCAUUUCUAAAUCUCAGUGUAUAUCUGAUGUUGAAAACUGUCUCAAUACAUUUCAUAAUCUGCAAUGAAGGGUAACAGAUAUAACGAUGGAUCAGACAAGAAUUACUGGUCCCUUUAAAUUUUAACUUGGCAGUAAUUACAUGCAGAUCUCCAAUCCUUUUGGUGCUAGUCAAAAUAAAUUACAUGUCUAAAAUAAGUGUUGAUAAGUGCGGGUCAGUAUGCACCCAUGCAAAGAAAGGCCUGUACGAUAUUCUGUUGAAUGCUUACAUUCAAAAGGGGAUAUCUGAUUAAUUUCUUUCUAGGAAGCAAUGGAUCUGCUGGACCUUUCCAGAAUUUUCUGUUUUCGUCUAUCUUGUUAUGUAGAUUUAAAUUCUCUUCUAAGAUCGACAGUUUGUAGCCAGUUAUUUAUGCAGUUACAUAGAAACAUAGCAGAUAGGAACAGGAGUAGGCCAGCCGACUCUUCCACCCUGCCCCACCAUUCAACAUAAACAUGGCUUAUCAUCGAAUUCAAUAUCCUAAUCCUGCCCUUCCCCAAAAUUCCUUGAUCCCUUUAGCCUAUAUCUACUUCCUUCUUGAAAACACAUAUUGUUUUGGCCUCAAACACUUUCUGUGGUAGUAAAUUUCACAAGCUCACCACACUCUGGGUGAAGAAAUUUCUCUUCACCUAAGUCCUAAAAGGUUUAUCUUUUUCCCUUAACUGUGACCCCUGGUCCUGGACUCCCCAACCAUCAAGAACAUCUUUGAUGCAUCUAACCUGAUAAAAUACCUGUUCAAAUUGUAUAGGUUUCUCUGAUAUCCCACCUGCCCACCUUGUUCUAACUGCCAGUGAAUAUAAUUCUAACUGACUCAAUCUCUCCUCAUACAUCAGUGCUGCCAUCCCAAGAAUCAAUUUGUUAAACUUUCACUGCACUGCAUGUAUAGCAUGAACAUCCUUCGUCAGAUAAGGAAACUAAAACUGCUUACAAUAUUCCAGAUGUGGUCUCACAAUGCCCUGUAUAAUUGCAGCAAGACAUUCUUGUUCUUGCACUCAAGUCCUCUCGCUAUGAAGGUCAACAUACAUAGGAUAUGGAAUUGUACAGAACAGGAAUGGGACCUUGGGCCCACAAUGUUGUGGUGAACAUGAAGCCAAAUUAAACUAAUCCCUUCUGCCUGCCCUUGGCCCAUAUCCCUCGACUGCUUUCAUAUUCAUGUGUUUAUCUAAAAGUCUCUUAAAAGCCCCUAUCGUAUCUACCUCCACCACCAUCCCUGGCAGCGCAUUCCAGACUCCUACCACUCUCUGUGUAAAAUAACAUGCCCCUCACAUCUCCAUUGAACUUUCCACCUCUCAGUUUAAUUCAUUUCAAUUUCAAAUCUGGGAAAAAGAUUCUGACCAUCAACUCUAUGCAUCUCAUAAUUUUAUAGACUCCUAUCAAGUCUCCCCUCAGCCUCCACCGCUCCAGAGAAAACAACCCAAGUUUUUCUAGACUCUCUUAAUAGUUCAUAGCCUCUAAUCCAGGCAGAAUUCUGGUAAGCCUCUUCUGCUUUUUCCCCAAAGUCUCCGCAUCCUUCCUGUAAUGUGGCAACUUGUAUUGAAUGCAGCUUGCCUUCUUCACUGCCUGCUGUACCUGAGCACUUUCAUUCAGCGACUGGUGCACAAUGACACCCAGGUCUUUUUGAAAAUUCCCCUCUCUCAAUUUAUAGCCAUUCAAAUAAUAAUCUGCCUUCCUAUUUUUGCUACCAAAGCAGACAACUUCACAUUUAUCCACAUUAUGUUGCAAGUGCCAUGUAUUUGCCUAGUGACUCAGCUUGUCCAAAUCACAUUGAAACAUCUCUGUAUCCUCCUCAAAGCUCACCCUACCACCCAGCUGCAAAUCUGCAAAUUUUGAAAUAUUACAUUUAGUUCCCUCAUCUAAAUCAUUAACCUAUAUUGUGAAUAGCUAAGAUCCUAGUUCCAAUCACUGUAGUACCCCAUGAAUCACCCAUUUAUUCCUACUAUUUGUUGCCUGUCUGCUAACCAAUUUUCUAUCCAUCUCAAAACACUACUCCAACCCAAUGCACUUUCAUUUUGCAUUAAUUUCUUAUGUGGGAUUUUGCCGAAAAUCUUCUGAAAGUCCAAAUGCUACACCUCCACUGUCUCCUCCAAUCAACUCUAUUAUUUACAUCAUCAAAGAAUUCCAGUAAAUUUGUCAAGCAAGAUGUCCCUUUUGUAAAUUCAUGCUGAUUGUGUCUGAUUUGGCCACUGUUUUCUAAAUGCUCUGCUGUAAAAUCCUUGACAACAGACUCUAGUUAUAUAUUUUAAAUGUAAAAUGCAACUCCAUCUUCAUUCUGAGCCAACAUAUUCCAGGGUCUAAUUUCUUUAACAAAAACAGAAAUUGCUGGAGAAACUCUGCAAGUCAGGCAACAUCUAUGGAGAGAAAGCAGAGUUAACAUUUCGAGUCCUGUGACCCCUCUUCAGAACUUUGUUUAACCUCACUUUUGCCCACAUUGAUGGCAUUAGCAGCAGAUGUGUUGAAAAAGUAACCUUUUUCAAUCUUUUUUUCAUCCAUGUGUCAUUCAGUCCUGGGCAUUAUGAUGUUCUGAUAUUAUGUAUGUACAAAGUACAACAUCAGGAUCUAGAAAUUUGACCAGCCAAUUAAAUAGCCUUACCUGAAUGGAUAUCAGUGAUUCACUCAAUUCCCAUUCAAAAAAAAAAUGAGCCAUUGACAAUCUCCAUCAACCUACAGGAGAUACAAUAUAAACUGAAGUACUACAGUGGUUAUGAACUAAUUUUCCUCCACCACAAAAAUGUUGCUGUAACAUGCAAAAUAGAAUAGGAUUUUUCUGUGACAAUUGGUGAGCAACAUUAUUACUUACUUAGAAGCAUACAAGAGGACGGAACUGUUUUUUUAAAAUGGUGAACUGGUAGCAUCAAAUUAAAAGUAUUGUAAAGGAAAAACAGGACCAGAAGAUAAUGAAGUGACCUGAUCAAAAAGGGGAUAGUUAGGAUAGGAGAUUUGGAUGCACAUAGUGGUACACUAUGGAAGAAUGUUUGCUAUUGUCCUGUGUGUAGUCAAGUAGGGUCCAGUCAACUCUGUGCCUUUGAAGAAUUGCUGCUAGUUUCUUGCCAGGCUUCUGAAGGUAAUGAAUCUAGUGUUUAAUUUGUAAAAUGACAACCCUGAGCUUCACACAGUUGCAUAGAAUUUAUUUAAGAAUCUCUCUUUUACCCUAUAAAUGGAAAGAAUAUGAUUUAUUUGCCUUAUUUGCUUUUUUUUGUACAAUAAUAUAGGUGCCUGUUUUAUUCUGACCGUACACUACUGAUGCUGUUUGUUGUAUUGGGGAGCACAUAGCAAUAAAAAUAACAACCCA
Messenger RNA from Rhincodon typus (whale shark), 4672 nucleotides. RefSeq names its product A disintegrin and metalloproteinase with thrombospondin motifs 3-like. The transcript is spliced from 3 exons. NCBI's taxonomy places the organism in Eukaryota, Metazoa, Chordata, Chondrichthyes, Orectolobiformes, Rhincodontidae. The record is from RefSeq and is a predicted model, not a curated record. Bases 77 to 820 code for a protein of 247 amino acids.